Molecule: messenger RNA, 996 nt
Organism: Peronospora matthiolae
Lineage: Eukaryota; Oomycota; Peronosporomycetes; Peronosporales; Peronosporaceae
Source: the annotation of a GenBank genome assembly
AUGGCUGCGCACAAGAAAGAAGCUAUUGCCAUCGAGCAGCAGGAACUUGCUCCAAUGGAGAAGUCCAUGUGGUACAAGGAAGCGCUAACAGAGGACUUGUACCUGUCCGCGGCCCUCAAGACGAUUUCGUUCGAAGCCAAGUCAAAGUUCCAGACCAUGCAGAUCAUUGAGACGCACUCGUUUGGCAAGACGCUCGUGCUGGAUGGCAAGACGCAAUCGGCCAAGAGCGAUGAAGCCAUUUACCACGAAACACUCGUCCACCCAGCACUUUUGGCUCAUCCGAACCCCAAGACUGUCUACAUUGGCGGUGGUGGCGAGUUCGCAACAGCUCGGGAGGUGCUCAAGCACAAGUCGGUCGAGAAGGUCGUGAUGGUCGACAUUGAUGAACUUGUGUGCAACAUGUGCCGUGAAAAGAUGCCGGAGUGGGCCGAUGGUGCCUUUGAAGACCCGCGGCUCGAAGUGCAUUACACGGACGCCCACGCUUUCCUCGAGCAAUACGACGGUACAUUCGAUGUCAUUAUCAUGGACAUUGCCGACCCUAUUGAAGCUGGACCUGGCUACGUGCUGUACACGGAGGAGUUCUACCAAUAUGCCGUCACCAAGCUCAACAAAGGUGGCUUCAUGGUCACGCAGUCCGGUCCAGGUGCCGUGUACAAUUGGCACGAGUGCUUCUCGUCCAUCUAUCGUACGCUCAAGACCAACUUCAAUACGGUCAUGCCGUACACGGUGGACAUUCCGUCGUUCGGCUGCUCCUGGGCGUUCAACAUGGCCACGAACUUGGACGACGGCGGCGACAGCAAAGCUACUGUAGCAAGUAUCCGUGAACGCAGCAUCGUGACGACGGACGAACUCAUUGAGACGCGUAUUGGUAAACCACUGGUGUCUCUCGACGGGGUGAGCCACUUGGGUCUCUUCGGCCUGCCCAAGAUCGUGCGUGAAGCUCUCCAGAACGAGACCCGUAUCAUUACAGUGGACAACCCCGUGUUUAUGUACUAA